AUGCUCCAGUCUCCUCGCAUCCAGACCACUCGCUCACACACGGAACAUGGGGUGCUGUCCCUUGUCCGCCCUGAUGCUACGAGACGGCGCAGCGCCUCCCCCUCGCCAUGCCGGGCCCUGCCCCUGCUCCCCCGCCGGCCGGCGCCUGCGCAGACGGCGGCCGACUCCUCCUCGCUGCACACCCCCCUGGACAUCCUGAAGCAUGACCUGGAGUACAUGGAGGGGGCCCUGGGCGCCCUGGUGACGGUGCACGAGGACCUCGUGGCCGCGCUGAACCCCCUUGCGGCGCAGCGCAUGCUGAUGGACCUUCAUGCCGAGAUGAAGGUCCUGGAGGUCCAGCUCCAGGCGGCCCAGCUCCAGCUGGCCGCCAACGAGGCAGCCCUGCAGGAGAGUGUGAGCGUGCUGGACUCCAUGCUCGACCGCGUCUACCUCCUGUUCCGGGACGCCAGUGGGGCGGUGGCAUGCAUAAAGGACCAGUGUGCCCACCGGGCGUGCCCACUCUCCUCCGGCAAGAUCGUGGACGGCUGCGCGCAGUGCCCCUACCACGGCUGGCAGUAUGAUGGGGCCGGCGGCUGUGUCUCCAUGCCCUCCACCGUCUUCCAGCAGGGCAUCUCUGUGGACACGCUGCCCGUAAAGGAAGCUGAGGGGAAGCUAUGGGUCUGGACCACCGACCCCAAUGCCGCCGCUUCCAAGUGA
This is a messenger RNA of Auxenochlorella protothecoides, 696 nucleotides long. Its product is annotated as Chlorophyllide a oxygenase, chloroplastic. The coding region runs from base 1 to 696 and encodes 231 amino acids. Gene Ontology annotation, molecular function: chlorophyllide a oxygenase activity; 2 iron, 2 sulfur cluster binding. The record is from RefSeq and is a predicted model, not a curated record. Gene Ontology annotation, biological process: chlorophyll biosynthetic process. NCBI's taxonomy places the organism in Eukaryota, Viridiplantae, Chlorophyta, Trebouxiophyceae, Chlorellales, Chlorellaceae. Gene Ontology annotation, cellular component: chloroplast. The transcript is spliced from 3 exons.